Messenger RNA from Pterocles gutturalis (yellow-throated sandgrouse), 1824 nucleotides. RefSeq names its product sodium channel and clathrin linker 1 (gene SCLT1). Lineage: Eukaryota; Metazoa; Chordata; Aves; Pterocliformes; Pteroclidae. The record is from RefSeq and is a predicted model, not a curated record. Gene Ontology annotation, cellular component: centriole. The transcript is spliced from 18 exons. Gene Ontology annotation, biological process: cilium assembly; clustering of voltage-gated sodium channels. Bases 1 to 1824 code for a protein of 607 amino acids.
AUGGCCACGGAGGUCGGCAGCGGGGGAGAGCCAGAUGAGAGGCUAAAUGUGGCACUUGGACAGUAUGAAGCAGAUGAGGUUUUCCGAGCUACUGCUGAGCUGACAGAUGCCUGUGGUGGUGAUGGCAUGUCAGGAUCCAGGACACGGGACCAAAGCUGGUCAAUUCGUAUAAGAGAGUAUGAUAAACACUCAGAAGAAAUGAGAGAACAGCUGCAGCUUUAUCAGGAACAAAUGAAUGAGAUGAGACUAAAAUUUGAACAGGUCACCAAGGAAAAUGAAAGGCUGCACAUGGAGUUGAAAAAGACUGUUGAGAAGCAGCUGGAAGCUCUUCCUUUCAUGCCACUCAGAACUGAUAUUCCUGCAGAUGAAGCAGUAGUUAGAAACCUUCAAGAACAACUAGAACUGAUGAAGCAAGAAAAAGAACAAGCAAUAGAGCUCUGGCAGACUGCAUUACAGGAGCUUGAUCAACUCCAGCAGCAGCAGCACCAGGAACGCAUGACUGAAACACAGAUUCAUGUGGCUGAAAGGCAAAAGCAGAAAGAUCGACAGACUGACCUUGAACAGAUGGCUCAGCAACUGCAAAUAACCAAAGAGGAACUGCAAUUGACCAAGCAACAGCUUCUGAAAGCUGUAACAGAAUACAGCGUGGAACUAGAGCAGCUACGAAAACAACUGAGGCAAGCCAAAAGAGAUGGGCAGACAGCAAAUGCUAAGGUUGAUGAAAUGACCAGAUUGACAGAGAAGCUUCAAGACCAGUUGGAAACAAAGGAAGAAGAAAUGAUAUCUGCCCAGCAAAGAGAAGUAACAUCUGAGAAACGCGUGCAGCAAUUGCAGUCUAGUAUAAAACAAUUAGAAACAAGAUUACGUGUUACUGUCCAAGAUGCUGAACAGCUGACAACAGAAAGAACAGCCCUGGAGAAACAAAUCGGAGAGCUUCACACAAAGUAUGCUAAUCUAGAAAGGGAGAAGUAUGAUGCUGUUGCAAAAGUCCAAGAUUGUAUACAGCUCUUAGAAGAAGCUAACCUACAAAAAAGUCAGGCACUGUUUGGGGAGAAACAAAAGGAAGAGGAAAUACAAAAAAUGAAAGAUGAAAUGUCUCAACUUGCAGAAGAUACUGCUGCAAAAAUAAGAAAGGCAGUAGAGUCUGCAAAGAAGCCAUAUAAUGUGCAGAUUACUCGACUAGCAGAAGAACUUGCAGCUCUUCAGAUGGAAUGUGGAGAAAAACAAGUUCAAAUUGAACGAGCCAUUAGAGAAAAGAGAGCAGUGGAAGAAGAACUUGAAAAGAUUUAUAAGGAAGACAGAGGACGUGAAUCUGACAGUAGAAAACUAGAACAACUGCAUCAGAAAUAUUUACUUGCAGAAGCUACAAAAGAUGACCUUCAGCUAAGUCUACAGGCAACACAAAAUAAACUGAAACAACUGGAAAUGAACUCAGAGGAAGAGAAAUCUCGUUGCCAGGAAGUUAUCUGUAAGUUGCAAAGCAAUCUGGAUUCAGAAAGAGAGAAGAGUGCCUUUGUCAGUGAACAAAGGCUAAAACUUCAGCAAGAGAAUGAACAACUGCAAGAAGAAAUGAAGGGCUUGAGAAAACUGGCCAUAGAGGCUCAAACAAAAGCUAAAAUAAAGAUAAGCACAAUGGAGCAUGAGCAUGCUGUGAAAGAACAUGGAUUUGAAGCGCGACUUAAGGAAAUGGAAGACACCAGUCAAAAGUCUACUGCUGAACUUAGACAUCUGUUAGUAGCUCAGCAAAAAGCAACAAAUCGGUGGAAGGAAGAAACAAAAAAUCUUACUGAAACUGCAGAAGCCAGGAUCAGUAAGCUAAAGUAA